AUGGUAACGUUGAAUGCUCCAAAGCGAUCGUCCUCUUGUGCUGGCGACUAUCUUACAACGUGCCAAUCUGCCAUCUUCAACUUCCAGAGCCUGCUGCUCGUAGUGCUGCUCGUCAUCUGCACUUGCACUUACAUUCACGACUUUGCUCCGGCACUGCUCGAUCGCCACAAGACUGGGCAGCACGCAUUGGCGAACGGUUAAGCCCCUACGUUUCAAUCCUAUGUGUGAUUUGGGGAGUACAUUCUCUACUCACAUAGCGAGUUGUUGUUGUUGUUGUUUUUUGCUGUCGAGUGCUCGUGUGUAUUGACCGUGGGCAAAAUACUAGUAGUAGUUAUCAGGUG
This is a messenger RNA of Capsaspora owczarzaki ATCC 30864, 341 nucleotides long. RefSeq lists its product as hypothetical. Gene Ontology annotation, biological process: protein secretion; intracellular transport. The transcript is spliced from 4 exons. NCBI's taxonomy places the organism in Eukaryota, Filasterea, Ministeriida, Capsasporidae. The record is from RefSeq and is a predicted model, not a curated record. Bases 1 to 201 code for a protein of 66 amino acids.